AUGUCUGAAGAAGCCCCCAAAUUUACCACCAUUGGAAGAGGUGGUGCUGGAAAUAUAGUCAAAACUGACAGCAAACCAAGCAGUCCCAAAUUAAUCCCUAUGGGCAGUGACACUCCUCACAUUCCUGAAUCUCAACCAAGAUACACCACAGGAAGAGGUGGUGCUGGUAAUAUGGUCAAAAAUGACGAUCCUGACAAGGCCAGACUUGCCCAGGAUAUUGAACCAGUUACAUCAAAUGGAAGUGGUAAAGUCAAAUUGUCCCCAAUCAAAAGUAUUGGAAGAGGUGGUUAUGGAAAUAUGAUUGAUACCACUCUAUCACAAGAUAAACAAAAACCUGAAAAAAAACCCUCAUUAUUUGAAAAAAUUAAAAAUGUCUUCAAAUAA
Messenger RNA from Ascoidea rubescens DSM 1968, 384 nucleotides. RefSeq names its product DUF3602 domain-containing protein. The record is from RefSeq and is a predicted model, not a curated record. The transcript has a single exon. Bases 1 to 384 code for a protein of 127 amino acids. NCBI's taxonomy places the organism in Eukaryota, Fungi, Ascomycota, Saccharomycetes, Ascoideales, Ascoideaceae.